Molecule: messenger RNA, 525 nt
Organism: Bursaphelenchus xylophilus (pine wood nematode)
Lineage: Eukaryota; Metazoa; Nematoda; Chromadorea; Rhabditida; Aphelenchoididae
Source: the annotation of a GenBank genome assembly
AUGCGCCUAGCAUCUCUUCUUUUAACAAUUGCUGCCACAGCAGAAUUGAUGCUCGAAGGCCUUGCAAUGAGACGGCGACAUCAACGCGACCUCAACAGCAUCCUGGAAGAUGUACUGCCUCUACCUAAUGAGCCCGUCCAGCAGACCUCGCCUGACUACUUCAAGGAAUACUUAUCGAGAGGGAUGUUUCAAUGCACAUCACAAUACGUAGAGACGAUAACGAAACUUCACGAAUUUAUCAAGGUAAGGAGAAAUUUGAAGCACUAAGAAUAUAACCUCUUUGAGGCUUCCACUGUGUUUCAAUUAACUUACAAGUCGCUAACUUAUAUAUUCUUUCAGAAGGCGCACGAGGAAUAUAAACGUUGCGAGAGGAGAAAAGGACUGACACCCAAGUCGGAACAGAAUCCGUUCGAGUCACUCAACAAAUUCAUCGGCCAAUGGCAGAUGGAAGAAGAGGCAGAGAAGGCGGCGUUAGGCGAAGCACAUGACAGGUCACCAUCAUCGAAAGACCAAACAGUAUUUUAA